Rotaria sp. Silwood2 is the source of this 1167-nucleotide messenger RNA. NCBI's taxonomy places the organism in Eukaryota, Metazoa, Rotifera, Eurotatoria, Philodinida, Philodinidae. The record is from the annotation of a GenBank genome assembly.
AUGCUUACACUUACAACUAUUCCUACUGAUGUAUUAGCUGAAACUAUUAAUGCAAUUGGUGAUGUUAUUCGUGGUAAUGCUAAAAAUCAGCAAUAUCUUGAUUUUGUAAUGAAUGGAAGUGCUGUAAUUCAACAUCUGUUAUAUACAAUGGUUGCUGGUGAAAAACAAUCAUUUCUACUUCGAAUAUCAAUACUCUAUUGUUUACAAUGUUAUUUAUAUAAAAAUGAUAUUGGAAAAUCAAUGAUUGUUCAAACAUUUUCAUCUCAAACAGAGAAUGCUGCCAAUCAAUAUACUUUAACUCAUUUAUUAAUAAUUGGAUAUUUAAGUAAAGAUAUUGUUGCAUCAUGGUGUUCUGGUAUUAUACUUGCACAUGUAAUUGCUGAUAAUCAACAAUUUAAAGAAGCAAUACUUGAAGUUAACUUCGCAAUUGAUCAAGUCCAAACAAGUGCUAAAACAUUAAUGGAAAUAUCAAUUGAUUUAUUACAAAAUUCUUCAUCUUCGUUUCAUACUCGUAUUGCUGUACUUAUUUUUAUAUGUACAUGGUUAUCAAAUUGUUCAUUAGCGGUACAAACAUUCCUUUCAAUUGAAAAUACCAUUUUAUAUCUUAUUUCACAAAUAUGUGCUCAAUCAAUUGGAGAUGAUCGUGAAAUUCUUAUUCAAUCAUUAUGUUCACUCGCAUUAGGUUUAUGUUUACUUUUCAAUAAUAAUCAAAUAUCAUCAUAUUCAACUGAAUCACUUGAGAGAUUAAUAAAUGAACGUAUUGAUAUUGAUUUAUUCCAAGAAAAACUUGCAAUACUGUCAAAAUCUGAAUAUUAUGCAAAAGCUUUGCAAACACCACAACUGAAAUUAUCUAAAUCAACUGAUAUGAUACUUGAUUAUAAAUUCGCUCGUUUAUAUAAAACUCUUGAAGGUUCAAUAACACAUAUGUUAACAAGAAAUUCAAUAAGUUCAACAGAUAGAACUCUUAUUGAUCCUAUAUCAACAAAUCUUGAUGAACAACAAACGUCAACAAUGAUGAUACAUAAUGACUUAAUUCGACAACAGGCUGAACAAAUAAAUGUAUAUAAACAAGAAGAAAAACAACUUAUUCAAGAAUCUGAUAUGUAUGAAAAGAAAAUUAUAGAUUUAGAAGAACAAAUAGAAGAAAUCAAGGAUUGCCUUAUCUAA